AUGUUUCCAAUAAUCCCUUACAUUGUUUCGCUUCUUGCAGUCGCUCUUUAUACCAGGGCAGAUGGUGGUAUCUCUACGGCGAGCGAUAGUCUGCCGAAGAAUCAGCAGGGAUAUGUCUCGAUCAGCAGCAGUUGGUCUGCGGCGACUUGCGAGGGCGACGGUCAAUCCUAUGUCAUGUCAAGCACAUACGGCCGAUGCUGCGCCAAUACCAAGUCAAACUGUGGAUUCGCAACCAGCUGCAGGUCUCCUGCUUCAGGAGAUGCCACAAUCUUAUACGGCGGUGGAGGAAGUUCUACAUGCACCCAGGGUGACCCCUGCAUCUUUAUGACGAUUUACGACACUGCAACCACCGACACCCCUCACCUGGAUAUAUUUUGCGCGAACGGUUGGCCCACGACUGCGACUAUCGCAUUCCGAACUGUCCCCGCAGAGACUACGGCUGCCGAAACCGGAUCCCACUCUACCAGCAUAGCAACACCUGGCGCCUCUCCCACCACAUCCCUCUCCUCCUCAACCGCGACCUCAGACCCUUCAAACGAAAAGAAGGAAAGCAAAGCCUGGAUUGCCGGCGCCGUCAUCGGGCCUAUAGCAGGGUGCGCGAUUUUCGGAGCACUGGGCUUCUGGCUCGCAUGGCGUCUGCGCAAUAAGCAUAAACACGGUGGACAACCUGAAGCGCAUGACACGGUUUAUUCAGAUGCGCCGAAGGGUCGGCACUUUGUUGAGCUUGGGCAAUCUUCUGCUCUGCAUGAGAUGCCUGGGAAUUCUGCGAGUUCCAAGGCUGCGCCGUCGGAGUUGUACGCGGGUGAUCAUCGUUGA
Messenger RNA from Penicillium argentinense, 816 nucleotides. RefSeq lists its product as uncharacterized. Lineage: Eukaryota; Fungi; Ascomycota; Eurotiomycetes; Eurotiales; Aspergillaceae. The transcript is spliced from 4 exons. Bases 1 to 816 code for a protein of 271 amino acids. The record is from RefSeq and is a predicted model, not a curated record.